AUGUUACCACAGCCCAAACCACCUCAUUCAGACCUAGGACCUAGAUCUGGCAAAUUGACAGCGACUCGACACAACUCGCUAUCCCAAUAUGAGCCAUCGCAAGCACUUGCAUUCGAACAAAUGUUCAUGUCUAACUUUAUUUCCUCAUUCGCACAUCCACUCCUAGGCGACGGCAAGCAUCAGUCAUGGAUGCAGUAUCUCCCCGCUUUUCUUUCCAACUGCGAUUUGGUUCGGCCUUCGAUACGUGCUACUACUUUGGCGUACUACGCAUACUGCGCACAUGAUCCAGCUAUUGAGAGGGAGGCUGAUCGAUGGUACAUGGUGGCGCUCUCGCGCCAGAGGGCAUGGCUGUCGGCGCGUUAUUCUCCGAAAGCGGGAACUGUGGACCAGGAUCUAAUCCCUACGGAUCAAGAGAUCUGUACUUCCAUGAUGCUAUUGUACUUUGAACUCAUCCAACCGACGGCAGUGGCGAGUUGGAUGAAACACUUCAGUGGUGCUUGCCGACUGAUGGAGCUCCGAAGACCAAUGAACUGCCGGACGGCUAUCUCGAAACUCCUGCUGCAGAGCUUGAGAGUUCUGAAUGUUCGCCACUCUAUCAAAUUCCGGAUACCAAGUCCGUUGGCCUCCGUCGAUUGGUAUGAAGCUAUUCAGGCGCAAGACGGCACGGGUUCCGAGGGCGAAAUUCUCGACAUCUUGCUUGCUCUGCCAACCUAUCUCUCCGCUACAAGCAACCGCUUCAUGGAAUCGAGCGGUGUCACUGGCCAUGGGACCACUUCGCUGGCGGAGAAGUCGAGAUUGGUCAAUCUCAUUGAACGGUUUAAUCAAUAUGACCGCCGAUAUUUCAAAGAGUGUGACGAAAGUCUAGCACUUUCCAGGGACUCCGAUGCGGCUAAGCCACGACUCCCAGAAUCAAACAGACGCAAAACGCAAUGGUCCGACAAUGGCGGCGGAGACUUCUGCAAUUUUGACAUUGAAACGAUGCUCGAUUCCGCAAUGGUUAUUAUAGCGCAUUUGAUCCUGUCACAAUACGACGCUUGGUCUCCAGUCGAGAAAAUAUCUUUCCUGAACGAGCAAGACCGACGUUCGACUUCCAUACUUCAGAAUGCAGCCCGGACUCUCGAGGAAAACCCAGAGGGCCUCAACCCCGGUGCUUGUCUGCAAUUUGUGUUCCCCUUGGAAGCUGUGGCUACUUUCAGCUGCGAUGCUACAAAAAGGGACGCUGCACAAGAUGUGCUUGAUCGAAUAGGGUGGGCAAGGCUGUGA
Messenger RNA from Exophiala aquamarina CBS 119918, 1263 nucleotides. RefSeq lists its product as uncharacterized. The transcript has 2 exons. NCBI's taxonomy places the organism in Eukaryota, Fungi, Ascomycota, Eurotiomycetes, Chaetothyriales, Herpotrichiellaceae. The record is from RefSeq and is a predicted model, not a curated record. Bases 1 to 1263 code for a protein of 420 amino acids.